CCGGGUCGGGGAGGGUACAGCGUGGUGCGGUCCCCGCACUCUGGCUGAGACCUGAUGGCUGUGACCUCGAAGGCAAAGCGAAUGGUUCCCGCGGCCGAGGUUGAUAGAUUCCUGACUAUCAGACUUGUCCACCAGAAGUGAACUGUCAAGGCUGCUUUUCUGUCCUAAAACUGGGGAACUGUUUGGUGUCAUGAAGGUCUUCUGCGGGCGGGCCAACCCUACCACGGGGUCCGUGGAGUGGCUGGAGGAGGAUGAACACUAUGAUUACCACCAGGAGAUUGCGAGGUCAUCCUACGCAGAUAUGCUGCAUGACAAAGACAGAAAUGUAAAGUAUUAUCAUGGCAUCCAGGCUGCUGUAAGCAGGGUGAAGGACAAAGGACAGAAGGCCUUGGUUCUUGAUAUUGGCACUGGCACAGGUCUCUUGUCAAUGAUGGCGGUCACAGCAGGUGCUGACUUCUGUUAUGCCAUUGAGGUUUUCAAGCCUAUGGCUGAUGCUGCUGUGAAGAUUGUAGAGAAAAAUGGCUUCCGUGAUAAGAUUAAGGUUAUCAACAAGCAUUCUACUGAGGUGACCGUGGGGCCAGAUGGUGACAUGCCGUGCCGUGCUAAUAUCCUGGUCACAGAACUCUUCGACACGGAACUGAUUGGGGAGGGGGCGCUGCCCUCCUAUGAGCAUGCACACAGGCAUCUCGUGCAGGAAAAUUGUGAGGCCGUGCCUCACAGAGCAACUGUCUAUGCGCAGCUGGUGGAGUCCAGAAGGAUGUGGUCUUGGAAUAAGCUAUUUCCCAUCCGUAUUCAGACCAGCCUUGGAGAGCAGGUCAUUGUUCCUCCCUUGGAACUGGAAAGGUGCCCUGGUGCACCCUCUGUCUGUGACAUUCAGCUGAACCAGGUAUCGCCAGCCGACUUCACUGUCCUCAGCGAUGUGCUGCCUAUGUUCAGUGUGGACUUCAGCAAGCAAGUCAGUAGCUCGGCAGCUUGCCAUAGCAGGCAGUUUGAACCUGUGGCAUCUGGCCGAGCUCAGGUGGUUCUCUCCUGGUGGGACAUUGAAAUGGACCCUGAGGGGAAGAUCAAGUGCACCAUGGCCCCUCAUUGGACACAGUCAGACUCAGAGGUGCUCCAGUGGCGGGACCACUGGAUGCAGUGUGUGUACUUCCUGCCAGAAGAGGAACCCGUUGUGCAGGGCUCAGCCCUCUGCUUGGUAGCCCACCACGAUGACUACUGUGUGUGGUACAGCCUGCAGAGGACCAGCCCUGAAAAGAACAGCAAAGUCCACCAGAUGCGCCCUGUGUGCGACUGCCAGGCUCACCUGCUUUGGAACCGGCCUCGGUUUGGAGAGAUCAAUGAUCAGAGCCGAACUGAUCAAUAUGUCCAGGCCCUGAGGACCGUGCUGAAGCCUGGCAGUGUGUGCCUCUGCAUCAGCGAUGGCAGCCUGCUCUCCGUACUGGCCCACCACCUCGGGGCAGAGCAGGUAUUUACAAUUGAGAGUUCAGCAGCUUCUCAUAAGCUGAUGAAAAAAAUCUUCAAGGCUAACCAGUUGGAAGAUAAAAUUAAUAUCAUAGAGAAACGGCCAGAGUUACUAAAGAAUGCAGACCUGGAGGGCAAAAAGGUCUCUCUUCUCCUGGGUGAGCCGUUCUUCACCACCAGCCUGCUGGGUGGGCAUAAGUGUCAGCUGUACCCUGCUGGUGAUGCAGAUAAGGCUUGCACCUCCUCACAGGACCUGUGGCGGAUCCGGAGCCCCUGUGGUGAAUGCGAAGGCUUCGAUGUGCACAUCAUGGAUGACAUGAUUCAGCGUGCCCUAGACUUCAGGGAGAGCAAGGAGGCCGAGCCUCACCCAUUGUGGGAGUACCCUUGCCGCAGCCUCUCUGAGCCCUGGCAGAUGCUGACCUUUGAUUUCCAGCAGCCAGUGCCCCAGCAGCCUGUGCGAGCUGAGGGCUCCGUGAAGCUGAGGAGGCCUGGCAGAAGCCACGGGGCGGUCCUGUGGAUGGAGUACCACCUGACCCCUGACUACACAGUCAGCACCGGCCUUCUGGAGCCUGCAGAAGACAAGGGAUACUGUCGCUGGAACCCCCACUGCAAGCAGGCUGUGUACUUCUUCAGCACCACGCUGGGUCCCAGAGAGCCACCAGGCGGCCCCCGGGCAGUGAGCUAUGCUGUGGAGUUUGAUCCCCACACUGGAGACCUCACCAUGGAGUUCAGGCUCACAGACACUCUGGACUGACCCUCACUUGAGAAAUAAAGUGGCCCAAGGGCUGCAGGUUCUAAAA
Otolemur garnettii (small-eared galago) is the source of this 2261-nucleotide messenger RNA. RefSeq names its product protein arginine methyltransferase 7 (gene PRMT7). The coding region runs from base 191 to 2215 and encodes 674 amino acids. Gene Ontology annotation, biological process: peptidyl-arginine methylation. The record is from RefSeq and is a predicted model, not a curated record. The transcript has 18 exons. NCBI's taxonomy places the organism in Eukaryota, Metazoa, Chordata, Mammalia, Primates, Galagidae. Gene Ontology annotation, molecular function: protein-arginine omega-N monomethyltransferase activity.